AUGGCGAUCGCACCUAUCGCUGGAAAGCUCCGUAGGAGGCUCAUACUCGAUCUGUCCUUUUCAAUGGGUGCAGGCGUAGCACUGGGCUACGGGUGGUGGUACGGCUGGCACGUUCCAAAGGUGACGACGAGGGACGCCUACUACCUACAGCUCCAUAACGAGCGUCACAACACCUAG
Molecule: messenger RNA, 177 nt
Organism: Mixia osmundae IAM 14324
Lineage: Eukaryota; Fungi; Basidiomycota; Mixiomycetes; Mixiales; Mixiaceae
Exons: 3
Coding region: 1-177 (58 amino acids)
Biological process (GO): mitochondrial electron transport, cytochrome c to oxygen
Source: RefSeq, a predicted model, not a curated record